AUGCGCGCGCGACUCGUACAAUCUCGCGAACAAAGACACCGCGGAACAAAAGAAACGGGCAGCGGAACAAAAGGAACUGGCAGCGGAACAAAAGAAAUGUGCAAGGCACAACCACAAUGGGCGAGUACCUGGUGGAAAUACGAGAGAUUUAAAAAUGUCAAGCGAACCCGCCGAUGUGACUACAGUGUUAUAGUUACAAAAGGAAAAAGACAACUCUGCAAAAAGUCGAUACUGCCCAAAAUAAUCAAAUGCUAUCAUACGGAAAUGCGAUAA
Messenger RNA from Parnassius mnemosyne (clouded apollo), 273 nucleotides. NCBI's taxonomy places the organism in Eukaryota, Metazoa, Arthropoda, Insecta, Lepidoptera, Papilionidae. The record is from the annotation of a GenBank genome assembly.